AAUUUCUCCAAUUAAAUCGUAAAUGUACUUAAUUGCUGUGUAAUUACCAUCUUCCUGGCAUUGUUCCAAUUGUCGGUCUAUUUUAAUGAAUUGGACAACGAAUUCUUUCAAUGUAACGAUGAAAGGAAUUAUCAGUAUCGCAUGGCUACUCUUGAUUUCUUCAACUUAUUGUGCUGAACUCAAAAAAGAUGUUGUAUUUCUUCCAUCUAUCGGAUCAGAUUCUACAGAUAAUGCUCAAAUCAAAAAAUCUUCAAUAACUCCUGUCUUAAGCACACCAAUGGCCUGGAUAGCAGGAGAUAUAAACAAAAAUCCGUUGCGACAAAUAAGCAUUUGUACCUGGGUAAAAUCGUUGGAGCAAAGGGCGACUGGGACUGUUUUUGCCUACGUUACAUCGUCAGAGAGAAUAGAGUUUGGUAUUGUUUCCAUCAACACAAAGGGGGUAGAUAAAGAUGAAAAUGACCCGCAUAUCCUAUAUGUCGUCAUCAAGGGUAAAAGGUCAAAUAUUCCAAUACAAUUAGGACUUGAUGACGUCAGGUGGCAUCAUGUUUGUAUGACGUGGUCGUCUAGGAACGGAAUAUGGAAAGUUUAUAAUGAUGGAAGGAAGAUAGCGCAGGGUUUGGGAAUGAAGAAAGGAAAAGUCAUAGCCCCUGGCGGUCGAUAUUACCUCGGAGGAGGAGUAUUCAAAUGGGAGGAUGAGGACUCCAUCGUGAACGGUAGCGACAUCUCGAGGAUGAAUUAUCGAGUCAGUACUUCGUUUCGAGCUGGCAGACGCAAACGCAAUACAUUUUCAACAGAAACAAAACGAAUGAUAGGAAAAUUCACAGAUUUUUACGUUUGGAGUAAAGUAGUAUCAAAAACUCAUGUUAGAACGUUAUCAAACUGCAGCUCAACAUUCCGAUAUAAAUUCAAUAAAGAAGUUAAGAAAGAUACAAGCUACGCUAAUCUGUUCCGGCCCCUUAGGCGUAAAGCACAAAGAAAGCUUUCUCCUCUUUCAUGGGCUUCACGAAAUGUGGUCUUCCGUUGGAAUGUCGAAGCCAUUACGCUCCAAAAACCAGCAACUUUGGAUUUGCCAGGAGACUUGUGCGGCUAUUCCAUCUCCAUAGAGUGUGAAACAAAUCAAAUUCUUAUAUCUGUCGACCGAAACAUACCAGAAUGGUAUGACGUAGAAGAUCAUGAAAUACAUGUAAAUGAUCGAAACUGUGUCCCAGAGAUCAGAGGGGAUUAUCUAGUCUUCCAUUUGCCAAACCUAUCGACUUGUGGAACGCAAAGAAAGGUUGUUGGGAAUGAUGUUCAAUACAUCAACACAGUCAGCAACACUCCAAAGAAUGGUGAAAUUUACUUUGGUCGAAUAUUCAAGGCCGAUGUUCUCUGCAAGUUUCCACUGAAUGUCUCAGCAUCUUCAACUCAAAUUAUUACUGGAAAAGCACCAGAAGUCAUAGACAAGACGACGAUAACCAACCCCAAAACAAACAAAGAAGAUUUAGAAGCAGUAUUUGUGCUUUCGGUCGACGAUGAGUUUACGGAUCCAUUCAGACAGGGAAGCUCAAUCCGAUCGGAUAAAACAGUCUGGGCUGGCAUCGCAAUUCAAGGAAUUCACGAAAAUUCUGAUGACGUCAAUGUACUAGUGGAAAAAUGCUGGAUAGAUUCUGAAGACAGAAGAGUGUCACUUGUAAAUCAACAGGGAUGUGACGAGUCACCAGCAAGAAUUUUUGAAAACGGAGAGAAACCAAAUGUGAGAAUGGAACUCCCAACUCAAAAUAUCAAAGCAAAUACUCCAACUUAUAUCGGAUGCUCUUUUCAUCCAUGUAUAGGCGAAGAUUGUGUCCCAACUUGUGAGAAAAUAGAGGAAACAAACAGCGUUAGAUCAAGAAAAACAAGAGACACUCGUGGUGGAAACAUAAUUUACGAGUUAAGAGCGGGACCUUUUAUUGUACAAGAGACGAGCGAGGAAAACGAUGAAUUAGAAGAUGACAACACUCUUCUAAUUGUAACUGCAGUCGUUCCCUCAGUGAUCGUCUUUCUCAUACUCGUUGCGUGCGGCGGAGGAAUCAUAUAUUUUAUAAUGAGAAAAAGCAGAAGAAUGCAUAAUAUUAACAACCAUUACGAAGUUUCUGACGUAAAGGGACGCAAAAGCAAACGAGCAAUACGGACUCAUUCAUUCACUUUCUGACGUCCAACGUACAAUGCGUACAGCAUUUACCCUCCUUCGUAUCAUGCAAUCGUGCGAGCAAAGUUCCAAAGACAAGUAGUUGCAAUGAAUGACGUCAUGGAAGUACCCAAUGACAUCAUCGAAGAUAAGGACGUAAAUUAUCAUCAGAAUACCAACACAAUGAUAUCUACAGUACAUUGAUUUACAUUCCAUUUUUUUUUCGUUCAAUUUUGUAUAUAUUAUUAUUCGAUUCAUUUUUCUUUUUUACUAAGUGACCAAAGAAGCAUUAUGCAAUUCUUUGAUGUUAGCACGACGCGACAAUAAGGUGGCUAAUGAUAAAAAUGGGGAGUGUCCGCAAUAGACAAAUUUGCACUGAUAAACCUAUAUAUCGCAUCUUUAUUCUGGGGUUUUAAAACAAAAAGGCGAAUGUUCGAAUCAUAGGAAAUUGUAAUUGGAAAAUACAAAGAUAAAGCUGAUUUUGAGCUGGCUCUCUAAUAAAAAUUUGAAGGCAUAAUCAUCCAAUCAUUCCAAUGAAAAAAGUUUAGAUUUUCUCAAAACGCAUAUUUUUUAACAUCGUCAUUUUGGGUUUGCGCCUCUUUCGCUUAAUAAGUACAUUUUUUAAAAUAUUGCUUACCUGAAAACGUUUGAGUUUUCUGCAUUUUCAUAGUGCCAAUUUGCAAGUACAAAAAUAAAUAAAUAAUAUCUUCCA
Messenger RNA from Styela clava, 2858 nucleotides. RefSeq lists its product as uncharacterized. The record is from RefSeq and is a predicted model, not a curated record. Lineage: Eukaryota; Metazoa; Chordata; Ascidiacea; Stolidobranchia; Styelidae.